AUGGAUACACCGUUUUCUGGUGACGAGCAAGCUGCUAGCUACACGAAUAUUAUCACGGGUCAUGGUCAACAAUCACCUUGCGUGUCAGAGCUCACCGGUAUGGAGCCAUACUAUGCCCUCUCCUCGGGUCCUCAGGAUCAACCAUCUCAUCUAUCAUCAACUGGUCCGCUGUCUCUAGACCCAACCCUGUCACAGCACCAGGAGAACCAACAGCAGACGUCACAUCCGACUCAUGAUGCGACUGUGUAUGCUUCCAUGACCUCAGGUUUUCCAUAUGCGCCUCGAAGUCAUCACCCAGUCUGGCCUUCACCUCCCCCAGGACCUGACGAUUAUGACAACUACUCUUACCAAAGUUCCCCAAGCAGUGGCAGUGCCCCAAUGAGCUGCUACAACCCAUCACCCAUUUCACCAAGGACGUGGUCCUCUCCAGACUUCCCUCUGCCUCAACCUUCAGACCCUCUCCAACAGAACUCUUUCAACAACCUCCGCAUUUGCACACCGACAUCAAACGAAGGGUAUCCUGUCAGAGGCCCUCGGGGCCUGACGCCUUUCUCAGGUGGCGGUAUGAAUCAGAUUUUCGAUAAUGAGAUUGACGGCCUGCCCCAAAACUACUCCCCAGUGACAAUUCCCAGUUCAUCAGCUGGAGCACUAUCAUGCAGCGGCUCCCCGCAAGAACCUCUUCUCGGGACCCCCGUGCUCAUGCAGGCUAGACACGAAUCACCCGCCGGUGUACCGGAGUACCGCGCGAGCUCGGAAGUGGUUCAAGAAGGCAAGGACCUUCAGGUCGCAGCAGCUGGUGGCGCUAGGACAGACGAACCAUACGCCCAGCUACUCUACAGAGCUCUGAUGAGCGUCCCAGAUCAUGCUAUGACUCUUCAAGAGAUUUACCAGUGGUUUCGUGAGAACACUGAUAAGGACAUCAAGAAGGACAAGUCAGAGAAGAGACCGGGCAAAAAUGCCGAAGGCUGGCAGAAUAGCAUCCGUCAUAACCUCAGUAUGAAUGAUGCUUUUGUCAAACGAGAACACAAGCUGGGAUCAGACUCGACGUCGAGAGCGACGGAGCAGGGUUCAGGCUCGACUAAAACUGGUGAAGCUAAAAAAGCGACCGAGUGGGUGUUGGUAGAUUGGGCUGUCCGGGAUGGAGUUAAGAGCACAACAAAAUACCGCGGCAAAAAUGCAGCACGUCGAGGAAUGGGGCGCAAGUACCAUCACCACCCAUAUGAUGACAGAUUUGCACAGCGACACAACCCAAUUGCCGCCAAGGGAAGCCCAAUCGUCAAGAGCGAGUUCCUGACGAACGACAUGAGGAUGCGCGAGCGUCAAUACACUCAUGAAGUGAAAAUGGCACCGAGGUCCCACCAUAUGAACCUCAUCGCACCCCCUCAUCCUCAUCCCCAUCCCCAUCCCCAUCCCAUGCACCGGGCGACUACGAUGCCGAGCAUGUAUCAGUCACCACAGCCGCAGCACCGAGGCUACGAGGAGUUGAUGAUGCCACGGGUUGACAGAAUGCCCCAACCAGUCAUGAAGCAGGAGUAUUCUCCAAUGACACCCGACUCGAGUGGGUUUGGCUUCGUGCUUCCAGAGCCGAGCCUAAUACACGCGCAUGCAGUCAACUCUAGCGCCAGUAACAGCAACGGCACUACCGCGUAUACGCUGCCUAGUGGCACCCAAAGCAUGUACGUUGGUUCAUCUCCGUGCGAAUAUCCGUAUGGGAUGGUAGACGUCACAGGUGUCUAUCCAGGCAGCGGUCACAAUAGCCCUGCUGGCGCUGGCGUCAGUGCUAGUGUUGGUGCUAGCGACGGAGUCAACGAACGCCUCAUAGGGAUCGGCCCUAACGACGUCUACAGCUGGAACGGCCAGGCACUCUGA
Fusarium subglutinans is the source of this 1869-nucleotide messenger RNA. Its product is annotated as forkhead box O4. Bases 1 to 1869 code for a protein of 622 amino acids. NCBI's taxonomy places the organism in Eukaryota, Fungi, Ascomycota, Sordariomycetes, Hypocreales, Nectriaceae. Gene Ontology annotation, molecular function: DNA-binding transcription factor activity, RNA polymerase II-specific; RNA polymerase II cis-regulatory region sequence-specific DNA binding. Gene Ontology annotation, cellular component: nucleus. Gene Ontology annotation, biological process: regulation of transcription by RNA polymerase II. The transcript has 2 exons. The record is from RefSeq and is a predicted model, not a curated record.